ACCACAUAAUCAUCUGGCAACACUGCGGCACACUACCAUUGCGAAAAUAAUUCCAAAACGGAAUCCCAGAUCAAAUUGUCUCCUGACUUUAAGUGAUAUUUAAAGGCGUAGGUUGUGAUAAGAAAGCUAGCAGCUAAGAAAGUGCAGUUUUCCCCGCUGAACCGCUCAUUGCUUGACGAUCGCCGGCCAAACCUCUCCGUCUCUUCCAAAUGGUCACCAUGGAAAACAGCGAUGAGAUCCUACAGAUCCUGGAGCGUUUCACGCGUUUGAAGCAAAAGGAAAUACCCAAAGAGCUGGAGGAUUAUCUACAGUAUGUGGCCAAGACCGGCGAAACCAUAUUCAAGUGGUCAAGCAUCAAGUAUUUGUUUCGCGAGAAGCUGCUCAGUGUGAUUAAACACUUUAAUGAGGACUCUCCGCGUCUGGAGGAGGUUCCCAACUACCCGAAUGUGGACCCCUUUAACUAUGAGACCAUGAAGUCCUCGCUGCUGGAGCGUUUGGACCUAUUCACUGCCGCCCCCUUUACCGUGCAGCGUCUGUGCGAGCUGCUUAUUGAUCCGCGGAAGCAAUACUGCCGAAUUGAUAAGUUUAUGCGUGCCCUGGAGAAGAAUAUUCUAGUCGUCAGCACCAUUGAUCCGGGACGCAAGCGCACCGAAAGCGAGAACGGUGACUCCCUUGAUUCCGUUGUCAACGGCGACCUGUCCCUCGAGGUUAACAUUGACAUAGAAAUGGAGAAUGAGGCUCAAUUUAAUAAUGGGAAUGCCGAGGAGGGAACCGGCUCUGGCUCUGGUUUAGGUACCAGCUCUAGUGGCGGUGCCGUCAAGGCUAGCUGCCCGCGAUCAGAUGACAAUGAUCAGCCCAAGGCCAAGAAGGCCAAGCUGGAGAUUGAGGGCGAUGACGAUCUACCCGAGGCCGAUCAAGAGGCCGAGUCUGAAGUGGCCUCCUCUAAGGCCAAGAAGGACAGCGAUGAGACUGAUGCCCCACAGGAGGCAGCCGAAAUUGAGGAGCCCGAUGAUGAGUUGGAAGAGGCGGAGGAGGCCAAAACCACCGCCAAGCAGGCUCUCAAUGGCAGCAAGCAGCAGAAGGAGGAGGAGGAGGGCAGUGAUAAUCCCGUUACCGAGGCUGCCCAGGACUCAACAAUUGCCAAAUCUCCCAAAGCGGAGAGCGAGCCACUAGAUGACGCUGUCAAGGAGAAAGCGGAAGAUGUCAAGGAUAAGGAGGAAGUGGCCGGAGGAGAGCCACAGGAAAAAAUCAUCGAAAAGCAAGAGACCGAGAAGGCCGAGAAGUUGGACAAGCCAGUUGAAAAGCCUGCUGCCGAGGAGACUCCAGCAGAUAAGGAAGCCAAGGUGCCCGAGGUGGAAAAGGAGGACUUGCAGGAGAAGAUCACUGGGGAGCCAGAGGAAAAGGAGAAGAAGGAGAAAGCAGAUGCCGAGGCCAAGCCUGCAUCAGCAGAUAAGCCCGCUGACGAGAAAGCUGCUCCAGCGGAAUCGAAAUCAGAGAACAACAAGGCCGAGGAAAAGCCAGAGCCUGAGAAGGAGCUUGAGAAGCCCGAAAAGACUGAGACUGUGCCGGCCAAGAAGCCGUCACCGUCGCCGGAGGAGAAGGAUAAAGAGAAGGAGAAGGCUGACGAGCCAGCCGAUAAACCCGAGAAGAAAGAGGAUGAAAAGACUGCCGCCGAGGCUGCUGCUGGAGCAGGCAAGGAACCCCUAGUAGAGCCCGAGGGUGGAGAGGACUCUUCUUCACCCGUUGCCGAGGAAUUGGCCAAUGCCACCACACCGCAAUCUCCGGUUAGUGCCGCUGCCGAGUCCGCCGAAACGCCGCCCGCCGAGGCAGUUGAUGAUGCAGUUGAUGCUGAUGAAGACUCACCUGUGGCGGCCGUAACUACACCACCGGCUUUGGCCCUCAACGAUCAGCCCAUGGAGGAUACCCCGGCCGAAGAGGAGGAGGAGGAGGAGGUGGUGGCACGCGUCUCCCCAUCGGCCGCCGUUGAGGAGGUGGUUAUGGCCGAGAGCGGUCCACCGCCAGCCGCUGAGAUGGCCACCGAUGAGGCCGAUAAGGAGGUGGCCAUGGAGGUUGAUGACACCAGCCAGGAGGUGAUGGUCCAAUAAGGAUUGCAACUACAACUACAUUCAAAAAAAAAAAUACUACUCCAUAUAACGUAGACACAUAAGACAAGCCCCCCCCCCAUCCCGCGAGUAACCCUGACGAUGAUGUACUCGCCAUUCGCCCGCAUUGCUGCUGAUCGAUCACCCACACCCACACACCACUCUCUGGGAAGGAGGCCCCUUCGUAGCUGUAAGACGACUCUGUUGAAUGUUCCAUCAAAAAACACCAAUUGUGUUUAUAUAUUUUUUAAAGCCGUAUUCUUUAGGACAUGGAUGGGCAAAACCGCCGAAAUAUCGUACUAAAUCCAUUAGGCAGAUGAUCAAAUUUAUGCAUGUAUGUGCCCAUCCAGGCUAUAGAUCAAUCAAUCCUCUCCCUUAACCGACGAAGGACAAGUCCGCGGAUCUCGCUCCUCCUCUUUCCCUAUAAUUUUUUUUUAUAUUUAAUAUCCUAGAAGUAGACGCUCGAACAGCUGUGAGCGAUCGAACACCUACACAAUAAACACUAUCUACACAUAAAA
Drosophila kikkawai is the source of this 2620-nucleotide messenger RNA. RefSeq names its product Protein phosphatase 4 regulatory subunit 2-related protein (gene PPP4R2r). Gene Ontology annotation, cellular component: nucleus; protein phosphatase 4 complex; cytoplasm. Lineage: Eukaryota; Metazoa; Arthropoda; Insecta; Diptera; Drosophilidae. The record is from RefSeq and is a predicted model, not a curated record. Gene Ontology annotation, molecular function: protein phosphatase regulator activity.